CAGAAGACAGUUUCCUCCUUCGCCAUCCGCCCCCAAAAUCCUCUCCUGGCAGAUGCCGGUGAAGCCCGCUUCCCCUUCUAAUCCGGUGACCAACAACCACAACACCAGCAGCGAUAUCUCUCCAGUCAGCAACGAGUCCAACUCCCCUUCGCCCGUCAAGGAAAAUCACAGCCCCGAAGGGACCAAGGUGGGCUGCCACCUCUUGAGCCCCGCGGAAGAAGGGGAGGCGAUGAUUGACCUGACGGGCCAAGUGCGGAUGGAGGUGCAAGGGGAAGAGGAGAAAAGGGAGGAGCAGGCCCGUAUAGAGGAGGAGGAGGAGGAAGAAGAGGAGGACAACCGCCCAGAUGAAGAGGAUGUCCAGACAGAGGAUCGGCGAGGAGGCGACGGGCAGAUAAACGAACAGGUGGAGAAGCUGCGGAGGCCCGAAGGUGCCAGUAAUGAGAACGAAAUUGACUAGUCGGGGCGCUCACGGCCCUCUCUGUUCUCCCCCACCCAUCUCAAUCUUUCUUCACCAAGGCUCCAAUCACUCCCUCACCUCACUUCCACGGGUCUCCCCGAUCUCGCACGCCAAGCAGGUGAUGGGCCCUCCUCUCCCUCCCCACCUCUCCUCCACUGCCAACCCUCGGCCCCUCCGGGUCUCCUCUCGCUGUCCCUCUGCAGACAGACUUCCGUCUGUGGGGCCAGCCGCUCUGCUCAUCUCCCCCCCCCUUCCCCACACUGACUCCCACCCAUCCAGCUGCCUAAGCAAGCACAAACAUUUCCAUUGGCGGAGUGGGGACCCCCUCAUUCCCACCUGCCCUUCUUCAUCUCUGGGGGCUUCUGGCCUUCCUCAUUCACCCUCUUUAUUUAUUGCGUUCAGCCUGGAGGGGCAAAGGGUGCUCGCUUCCGCUCUUAGCUUUCAGAUUGGUUUCUUUGCAGAAAAGCUGCUGGUGCCCGAAAGAGUGGGGAUUUCAGGCUCAAGGCAACCCCACCCUCUUGCCCUCUUUCCUGCACCCCUUUCUCCCCCUCUUCCUGCUUGUUCCACCAUCAGAAGGUGGGAACCUGCCUGCAACUUUCCAGGGGCCCCGAUCUUGCCCAAAGAGACCCCCGCUUGGCACGGUUCCCCCUUCCCUGCCUGGGGGGCUGGGCUGUGGCCACUGGGGCUUCAGCUGCGCCCUUGCUCAAUCCCCCCAAUGGAGCUAUUUCCAUCUUUCCCCCAUGGGUGGGGACCUGUGUGUGAGGGACCGCCCCCCUUACUUCCUCCUCCCCGUCCUCCCGUCUAUGGCCCGGUUGGGUGGAGAAAAGGAAACCCCGUUCUCUGGCGUCAGGUCCUCGAGUGUCGCCGCGGUGUUGGUUUCCAUUCCCGUCAUUAAAAGAGCCUCGAAACCAGUGACAAACAUCGCGAGCCUCCUCUUAUUGCGCAUCGUCCUCGCCGAGAGGACCCAGCGAACCGUGCUCAUCUGUGUGAUCAUGUAUAGAAUUCCAGUAUAAAAUAUGACUGUAUAUAAUUGUAAUAAAUAUGAGUUACCACUGUUUCACUCUGGGUGGUGGCUAGUCUAUCUCUGCCUUCCUUUCGU
This is a messenger RNA of Thamnophis sirtalis, 1556 nucleotides long. The record is from RefSeq and is a predicted model, not a curated record. Lineage: Eukaryota; Metazoa; Chordata; Lepidosauria; Squamata; Natricidae.